UUCAUCCCAGCCUCACCCAUUUUCGCGUCUCCCCUCCGUGCCUCUUCUUCGCAAAGAAAGCUCUUUCCUCUCAUCUCCAUCUCCCUCCCUCUCCCCACCCCCCAGAACCAGUUAUCGACCCAAUCCCGACCCUCGAGAAGAGAGCGACAGAACAAUGUCUCCCCGCAAGAAAGACGUCCUUUCCGCGGCCACAGCAACGGCCGACUCCAGCGUCGACACCGUCGAAAAAUCCACGCGCAAGCUCCGUCAAAAGGCGCGCGUGGAACGCAUCCACCCCAUCGUGCGCUUCUCCCUGGCCGUGUUCAGCAGCCUCGCGUUGAGCUCCGCGCUCUUCAGCCUCACGACCGGCAUCACCCUCGGCGAGCUCGGCAGCGUGAGCAAACACCUUGAGACAUGGUGGGAAGUAGGAGGCCUGAUGGCCUGGAAGGCCGUCGAGGUCGGACUCGCCUGGAUCCUGGGCUUUGACGGCCGCGACGUGCUCUCCUUCACCUUCCUCACCCACCUGCCAACCUACAGCCUCCUCUCGACCUUCUACGGCCUGCGCCCAACCACAACCCUCACCAGCUACUUCAUCACGCUCGCGUCCACCACUAUCCCCUUCGUCCUCCUCCGCAACCCGACCCCCGUUCACUCGCACACCACCGCCAUCCCCAACCGCUCCAUCCUCCAGGACCGCCCCACCACCAUUUACACCACCAUCGGCGCGACCGCCAUCUUCACCGUCACCCUCUACCUCAGCUACGCGACCACCUGGCUGCCCACGAAACUCGUCACCCACUUCCAGGACCUCCCCGACAUCACCGCCGUGCAUGCCGGCCCCGCCGGUCUCCCCGUGGUGUUCCUGACACUUCUGCCCGCCGGUCUCGCGGCGCGCGAUUUCCUCUUCGCUAGCUCAACGGGCGCAUCUUCCUCGUCCAAGGACACCAAGAAGGAGAAGACCAGCACGGAGGGCGAGUACCUAGCCUGUACCGUGUACCGGAAGACCUGGGGCGCCUUGACCAAGAAGACCCAAGUGCUGAUCUCGCGCACGGCUCUGCUGGCAGGCAUGCUGUUCGUGAACACAGUCAUUCAAGUUGCCGGGACCGUCAACCGCGUGGACGUCGAGGGCGCCAUGGCCUGGGGCACGGUGUGGAGUAUCGCGGCCUUGGUGACGGGCGCUAUGUUCGGAUGGAUCGAAGCUGUUGAUGGUGUAUAAGCAGCUUCAUGAUAGUCUUAUCUUCGUAUCUUCCUCCCUCUACCUUCCUCCUUUCUUCAUGAACUUCUAUGUGACAAAGAGAAUGUGUGUUAAGGUUUUCUCAUAUGGUGUGCUGCUAUCUUGCUUCUAUCACCACUGGUAUCUUUUUGGUCAGUUAGUCAGUCAGGCAGUCAAUUAGCCAUGACGUCGCUAUUCACAAAAGAACAAAACCAACGACGAACGAAGGAGACGAAACCCAAAAAGCAAAUUGACCGGGUUGGGGUUCAGGGUCUGGUUUAGUCUAGUCCAGUCUAGUCUUGUUUCAGCGGGGGU
Messenger RNA from Aspergillus ibericus CBS 121593, 1507 nucleotides. RefSeq lists its product as uncharacterized. The transcript has 2 exons. The record is from RefSeq and is a predicted model, not a curated record. Lineage: Eukaryota; Fungi; Ascomycota; Eurotiomycetes; Eurotiales; Aspergillaceae. The coding region runs from base 155 to 1195 and encodes 346 amino acids.